Paramecium pentaurelia is the source of this 529-nucleotide messenger RNA. Lineage: Eukaryota; Ciliophora; Oligohymenophorea; Peniculida; Parameciidae. The record is from the annotation of a GenBank genome assembly.
AUGUAAUAAUCUCAAGCAAUUAACUUAAUACCUGAAUCAACAUCUUUAAUAAUAGAACCUACAGAUACAACUGGAGCAUUGUUAUUAGGAAAUAUAAGUUCAUUGACAAAAUCAUAUAAAUAAAACUAAGUUAAAGUAUAAAUCAUUUAAAUUUUAAGACUGCAAUUACUGUUUGUGAAUUCUCAAAAUUUGAUGAUAUUCACUUGGAUAAUCAUUUAGUUAUCAAUAUUGAAGAUAGAGAAGAUGAAAAUAUAUUAUAAUAUUUUGAAAAAACAAAUAAAUUUAUAGAAGAAAACUUAAAAGUAAAAAUUUAUAGAUACAAAGAUAGAAAGGUAAUUUAUUAGUACAUUGCAUGGGUGGAAUCUCAAGAAGUGCUACUAUAAUAAUUGCAUAUAUUAUGUGGAGUUAGAAAAGGAGUUAUAAGGAUGCUUAUAAAUUUGUUGAUGAGAUGAGAGAAGGAAUUUAUCCUAAUGAAGGUUUUAAACAUUAACUUAAGGAAUAUGAAUUGUAAUUAAAUAAAUUGUAAUGA